Komagataella phaffii GS115 is the source of this 3411-nucleotide messenger RNA. RefSeq names its product Component of the polarisome. Gene Ontology annotation, biological process: pseudohyphal growth; invasive filamentous growth; bipolar cellular bud site selection. The transcript has a single exon. Gene Ontology annotation, cellular component: cellular bud neck; cell cortex of growing cell tip; mating projection tip. The record is from RefSeq and is a predicted model, not a curated record. The coding region runs from base 1 to 3411 and encodes 1136 amino acids. Gene Ontology annotation, molecular function: MAP kinase scaffold activity. Lineage: Eukaryota; Fungi; Ascomycota; Pichiomycetes; Pichiales; Pichiaceae.
AUGGUAGUGGAGCAAGAUUUGGUAAAGUACCACAGUGAGCUGAAGGAGUUCCUGAAGAAAAAUUCCCCAAAAUCAAGGGCAUCAUCGCAUGUCACACAGGGUAAGGAAAAGCUACUAAGGUAUUCCCGUGGACAGUUUUGUGAGCUAUGCACAGACGUCUACGAUGAGAUGAAGAGAAGAAACGACAGAACGAAUCAGGAGCCAGAUCAUUUGCUCCCCAAAACGACUUUUCAUCCCAAGAGAAAUCAAGCAAGAAAGAUUUUGUCCUCCUUAACAUUUGCUCGCUUCACGGAUCUCGUAAUGGACACUGUUUCAGAAAUUGAGAGAAGAGAGUUGCAUCUUCCCACUAAACCAGAGGAGAAUAACGGAAACAUUCUUAGGUCCGCCCAAAAUGACGACAUUCCAGUCGGUGACACUAGUUUGGAGUCAGUCAAGAGAGACAGCAUAGAUGAUCCAGUAACUCAAGAUUUAAAGAAUGCCCAACUUGGGAUCAGGACGAAAAACGUAGUUCCAAACAAAACAACGUUGGCUUGGUCGAGCGACGAAGAGGAUGAGGAUAAUGAUGACGAAAACGAGAUCACUCGUGGCCACGGCUUUGAUUCUAUAUCUUCUCCCGUGCGUGUUGAGGGAACUGCUUCCCCGCAAGAUGUCCAGAAAAUGAGUACUAAUAGAUUAUCAGAUGAUCUCAAUCAGCUGGAUUUGUCUUCAAAAAACCCUUCAGUUUCCAUUCCUCCAAGGCUGAAUGUAACGACUAGUCCUGAUUUAAACCUAUCCGCUGCCAGGGGCGUUCCAAAUAUAGGAUCCCCUCAACAAAAGAGCAAAUCUAUCAUGUCGGAGGAUUCUCCAAAGUACAAUGAAGUGUCCCAGCUUGAGAAAGAGCUCAAUACACUAAAAGAAGAGAAUGCUAGGUUAGAGGAGGCUUUGGAUAGCUUCAAAAAAAAUCAGGCCGCCUCAUCUGAAACAGACACUGAGAUUCAAAAUUUGAAACAGACUAUUGAAAAACUAGAACUUGAAAAUAAAGAGAAACCUCUAUUAAUGGACUCUUUGAAGAAUGAUGAAAACACCCUCUCAUUGUUAACCGAAGAGAAUGCCAGUUUGAAAGAGAAAAUUUUAUCUUUGCAAUCCGAGCUUGAAAAAAAUCACAUAUCGAACAACAUUUCAACUACUAACUCCACUAAUGAAGAAACUCCAGAGUCAGAGCUGAAGCGACGAUCUAAUCAAUCCACUAUUCAUGAGCAAGAAGUUGGUAAAUGGCAGAAGAGGUAUGAAACUUUGAGGUCUACGAUGGUGGCUGAACAAAUCUCUGUGCCAGUGAGUACUGAUGAUCUUAAUAAGUUUUUUAGUCCUCAAGGCGUCAUUUCCAAGAAAGCAAUUUCAGAUCUUCUUGCUUCAGUAGAGGCGUUCCUACUGAUCCUUCAUAAAGACGUUGUAGAUCCAGAAAACCUGUUUUCAGGUAUUUCGUCAGUGGCUGUCAAUGCCAGUGUGAUCAUCAGCGAAGUCGACUCAAUUUCUUACCACAAGAAGAAGAAGAGUCCUUUGAAUGCUGCCAUCUCCAAUGCAAUCACCUCAGUUCGUUACUAUGCCAUCUACAAGUCUGUAUUUUCAAAAGUGGCUGUUGACAGUGCUAUUAGUGCCAUUCUCUACACAACAUGUGACUUGGUUGCAAUUUUAAAGAUUCAGACCAACACCAAUGCUUCCAACACUCUUGAAAAUGUAGCAACUGAAGAGACCGCAUCAUCGCGUGCAGAAGUGGCCGAUUACAAUCUUAGCCAAGACUCGUUGAAUGUAGAUGAUGAUAAAGACACGCUUGUUAGGCCUUUAAAGAUUACCCAGAGAAUUUCUUCUAACAAAACAAGUGGUGAUAUUCUACCUUCUCCUAUAGCUACCAACGUUCUCGGGUUCAUGUCUCCUAUAUCCACAUCAUUCGGUCACAGAGCUGUAAAUUCUCAAGUUUCGCCAGAUAGUGAAACUAGCUCUUUUGAUGUUCAAUUGGAACGUGAUAGAUUACUUGAGCGAGCAACGGCUGUGGACUUGAAUCAGAACGGUAACACAGAAUCGAAUCCACAUACUCCUAAGACCACGUAUCCUCCAGCUUCAAAGCAAUCAACUGAAAGUUCCAAAGAAAAUCCACUAAAUGGCAAUUCCCAAUCCCCUGAUGCUAGAGCUUCUCGUGGUUCUCGAGGCUCUAUUCUGAAUAGGGUUAAACAACUUGAGACAGCGUCUCAGGACAAUGAACCAGAAAAGAGCAAGCAUUCGUUCAAAAGAUCCAGUGUCGAUGUCAGUGACGCUUUUAAUAAGUUUGGAGCCAAGAGAAGAUCGGUUGACUCUAAUUUCUCUUCUCAAAGGAAUUCAAUUGACACCAAAUCUUCUACAAGAAACUCGGUCGACAUAACUUCAGUUUCCAAAAGCCCAUAUGACGCUACUUUAAAUCAAGAUAGCUCUGUCGCAGGAUCUGAUUCAAAUGCACUUGGAAUAUCUGUGGGCGCAACAAACAAUUUACCAGAUCCCCUACCACAAGAAUCGUAUGCUAGACCCAAUUCCAUUGAUAUAGACGACAAUACUAACGAAGUUACAGUUGACUCUGUCGAACAGCUCAAGAUACAUUCACCCCAGAAAGAUGUCAAGAUACCAGGAACGUUUGAAAGUAAUGCACAGAAUGAUGAACCAAAGAAACUAAACUCAAAUGGUGGUUCAGACCAUAUUAUCACACCAAUGAGGUUAAGGAAAAUUGAAUCAGCGUCUUCUAGGGCUGACUCAAUAGGGCAGAAAAGUCUUCCUCCGUCACCUAAGCAAGAGCCUAAGAUAAUAUCGAACACAGUUCAAAGUGCAUUGAUGACUCCACCAGAGACUGCUGUUGCAACGGACAAAUCUGAGAAUUUGCAUCCACAACAGUUUGAAGAAAACGAAGAAGAGGCCGAAACAUUUGAUGUGCAGAAUUUUGAUAUUCUUAAUCCCGACAACACGUUGAAACAGUUACUAUUAUACCUGGAACACCAGACAGUAGAUGUGAUAUCCACAAUUCAGACGCUUCUCAAAUCCAUUAAGGAUCCUGAUGCUACCAGAGGGGAAUUAAGGAUGAGUGCUAGCGCAAUCCACAAGGUAAUCGAUCAAAUGACCGAAGCUACAAAUAUUUCCAUGAGCCAAACCCGAAAUGGUCAAUUGAGGGCGCACGGCUCGUGGGUUGUUCAGAGUUUGGACGGCUGUUCCCGCCGAAUGGCUGCGCUUUGCGUCUUCAGAGAUGAUGAAAAUGACUCCGAUUAUGCAGACAAGAAUUUCAAGCAGCGUCUCGCAGGAGUAGCCUUUGAUGUUGCCAGAUGUACGAAGGAGUUGGUGAAAUCAGUCGAGGAAGCCAAGAUUAAGGACGAUAUAGCUGUUCUAGAUGCCCGUCUUUCCGGAGAACAUGUCUUAUAA